Molecule: messenger RNA, 1815 nt
Organism: Alosa sapidissima (American shad)
Lineage: Eukaryota; Metazoa; Chordata; Actinopteri; Clupeiformes; Clupeidae
Gene: fam81b
Product: family with sequence similarity 81 member B
Exons: 9
Coding region: 65-1135 (356 amino acids)
Source: RefSeq, a predicted model, not a curated record
GCAGGAUAUUCCUACUGGUCUCUCCAACCUUUAGAGCUCCAAAGACUGCUGAUUCAGAGGGAACAUGUCCUAUGAGACUGCAUUGCAACCACACCAGCCAGACAAGUCGGUCAUGCUGGAGGGUCGCUUGACCAACCAGGAGCGGACGUUGGCAGCUCUGCUCCAGCAGGCAUUGCAGAUAAAGGACGAGAUGGCAUCUAGCCUGCGGUCCACUCACGGCUCUCUGUUGGCCGAGUGUUCAUCCAGACGGCUCCUGGAGAACCACAUCCACACCAUCACUCACAUCGUCAAGCAGCUCAGCGCUGACAUUCAGGUGCUUGAGACUCAGAUCGCCCAAAGAGACGCCGUAGCAUCGGGUACGUCCGUCACCGUGCAGAAUCUGGACCAGAAGAACCUGGUCGGCAUUGGAGACCUCAGGGGCAGAGUGGCCAGGUGUGACGCCAGCAUCGCUAAACUCUCGGGGGACGUGAGUGCCGGCUCGAAGGACGUCCUCCGCCUGCAACAGGAGAUCCUGGAGAUCAGGUUGAGUCUUGAGCUUCGCCUGAAGGACACGGAGCUGAAGUUGUCUGAGGCUGUGACGAAAUUAGAGAGCACACAAGCAGAGCAGGUGCUCAUGCAGAAGAACACCAGUGGCGACUUAACCAGGGAGAUCCAGCGCUUGGAUGUGAAAGCCUGUGAGAAUGUGAAGGACCUGCAGCAGGAGGCGGUCAGGCUAAGGAGAUGGACGGAGCAACAGCUGCAGACGACAGCGCAGAGUCACACACAUGGCUCCCAGCAGCUCCGGUCACUCAUGCAGGACAGGCUGGGGGAUGUAGAAGGGAGGUGCAACAAGCAGCUCUCCCUCCUCUCCGCUCGCCUGGAGGCUGUGGAGGCCAGGCUGGAACUUGAGUCCUCCACGCAGCAGCUCAGACGCUCGGAGAGCAAACACAAGGCGCGUCUGGGUAGCCUGGAGACAACCCUGAGACAGGAGCUGGACGACAUCAGGAGCGAGUACCGGUCUGGAUUCCAAUCGAUUCACGAGUCCAUCAACUCCCUUAAGUAUAUUGGUAGCACCAAGGCUGAGUUGGACAAGGAGACGCUGCAGCGAGACAUCAAACAGAUUCGCAGGAAGAUGGCGGGACUGAGAGACGUUUAAGAUCCAACACCGAGAGCUGCAGCCUAUCAGACCUCAAACUCUUCCUAUAGAUCCUAUAUGACUGCAACCUAUAGCUGUGGUCUAAAUUGGUCUGCAACACAGACUCAAAUUCAUUCUCUUUUGCAUUUGCAUGUAUUCAUUUGGCAGAUGCUUUUAUGACUGCAUCUGAACAUGCAUACUACUACUGCUGUUUAAAUUGCCCUGAAUCACUGCACUAAAUCCUGAUAAUUCUCUUUUCACAUUUGCUUAUCAACAGCCGUUGUUUGAAGUCGUAACCAUAAUAGAAUACUCCACUGGCCGUGGAGCAGGGUAGAGAUAUUGAUCUGUGGGUAGGCUGGGCUGAACAGGAAGGUUGUGGUCAGUGAUUACAGGCUUUUAGGCAGUGAAUGACCCCAAACCUGAGAGAAGUAAACAACAUAACAUACUGUAUUGUGAUCUAUAUUGACGUAUUGCAAAGGAAAUUGCUUUGAGUAAUUUCUGACUUAGAGGGAAAAAUGCAAUGGUAUUUCAGAUGAAACAAAAGUUAACAGACAGGGACAAUUUAAAUCAUACACUUGCUAUUACUGUAAACCCAAAGUCAGCAGUUUAAUUAUCAAUAAGCCAUGGUCUCAAUGAGCAAUACAUAUAAAUGGGACAUGAUUUAAACAAAAAAUAAAAAAUAGAUGCAUUAACUUAUACAA